Quercus lobata is the source of this 1200-nucleotide messenger RNA. RefSeq lists its product as uncharacterized. Gene Ontology annotation, cellular component: membrane. The record is from RefSeq and is a predicted model, not a curated record. NCBI's taxonomy places the organism in Eukaryota, Viridiplantae, Streptophyta, Magnoliopsida, Fagales, Fagaceae. The coding region runs from base 1 to 1200 and encodes 399 amino acids. Gene Ontology annotation, molecular function: protein binding. The transcript is spliced from 5 exons.
AUGGCGAUGUUAAGGGAAACAGUCGUGCACUUAGCUAUCGCCCAUGGCUCAGAAGAUAUUGUUGAGGAACUCGUAAAAAUAAUUGAUGAUAACAAAGACCGGUUCAAGAAUGUUCUACAAUAUAAAAACGAUCAAGGGGAUACCCCUUUGCAUGUGGCAGCAUCAACAGGGAGUCUGAGUACGUGUGUCUGCAUUGCUGAAGCUGAUCCAUCAAUGGGGAAUGAACGUAACAAGGAGGGUAAGAGCCCUCUCUUCUUGGCUGCUCUGCUUGGUAGAACAGAGAUUUUCUUUCACCUCCAUUCCAUCUGUGAAAGCCACCUAGACACAUCCUACUAUAGAAAAGAAGAUGAUUUGGCAUAUCGGAUACUUCUCCUACACGGAGAACUUGCUACUUGUGUGGAUGAGAAUGGAAUAUUGCCGAUCCAUCUCUUAGCAGAGAAGCCUUCUGCCUUCCGAAGUGGUUGCCACCUUGGAUGGGCUAUUGUGUCGGAGUAUGAUAUACAUCCACAGGAAGAGAAAGAGACACCCAUAUUGUCUGCGGCAGAAAAUGGAAUCAAAGAAAUGGUUAUCGGAAUACUACACAAGUUUCCAAUGGCUAUCCAUGACGAAACGAGAGAUGGAAAAAAUAUAGUACUGUUGGCAGCCAACGCCCUCCACCUUGCAGCUGAACUAGAAGAGCGGAAGUCGGGCCUAAUUCCUGGGGCUGCAUUGCAAAUGCAAUGGGAGAUUAAGUGGUAUGAGCACAUAAUGAACUCCAUGCCACAAGGCUUCCUUCAUCUCUCCAACAAUGCAGGCAAAACUCCAGGGGAGAUCUUCAUGGAAAAACAUAAGACCCUUGUGAAAAAGGGUGGGAAGUGGCUAAUUGAAACAUCAAAUGCAUGCUCAAUUGUAGCAGGUCUCUUUGUCACAGUUGCCUUUAACAUGUCAACCACGGUGCCUGGUGAUGUGGAUGACAACGGCUAUCCCCGCCUCGAAAAAGAGUUGGCAUUUAAUAUGUUCGCCAUCUCAUCCUAUGUAUCCUUCUAUUCUUCACUGUUAGCGGUCAUCAUGUUCCUUGCAAUCCUCACCUCCGGCUACAAAGAAAGCAGUUUUCGUAGUACCCUACCAAUGAAGCUUUUGUUGGCUUUAACAGCGUUCUACGUGUCUAUAGCAUCUACCGCAAUAUGUUUUUCUGCAGCACACUUCUUCAUUCUAAGAUAA